UGGACGAGGCGGAUCUCACCAACUUUUGACUUUCAUCAGAAACUGAAGAGAUUUUUUGCAAAACUUCAUUUUUUCCUGCGUUUAAAUGGCGUCUUCUGAUGUGGUUCGACAGAUGGAUAAAGGUGCUCGUCCUCUGUCUUUAUCAGGUCAUGUUGGGUUUGACAGUCUGCCGGAUCAGCUGGUGAAUAAAUCCACAAGUCAAGGAUUCUGUUUCAAUAUUCUCUGCAUUGGAGAGACCGGUAUUGGCAAAUCAACAUUGAUGGACACUCUUUUCAACACAAAUUUUGAGAAUUUCGAGUCUUCUCAUUUCGAGCCGAAGGUGAAGCUGCGAGCUCAUUCGUAUGAUCUUCAGGAGAGUAACGUCCGUCUGAAGCUCACCGUGGUGAACACUGUUGGGUUUGGAGAUCAAAUGAACAAGCAGGAGAGUUACCAGCACAUCGUGGAUUACAUCGACACACAGUUUGAAUCAUAUUUACAAGAGGAGCUGAAGAUCAAACGCUCUCUACACAACUACCACGACUCCAGGAUUCACGCGUGUCUCUAUUUCAUCGCUCCCUCCGGUCACUCGCUCAAAUCUUUAGAUCUGGUCACGAUGAAGAAACUGGACAGUAAGGUCAACAUCAUUCCUGUCAUUGCCAAGGCCGACACAAUCUCGAAGAGUGAGUUACACAAAUUCAAGAUCAAGAUCAUGAGUGAGCUGGUGAGCAACGGCGUGCAGAUCUAUCAGUUUCCCAUCGAUGACGAAACCGUGGCCAAGAUCAACACUGCCAUGAACAGUCAUCUUCCUUUCGCUGUUGUUGGGAGCACAGAGGAGGUGAACAUUGGAAACAAGAUGGUGAAAGCGAGACAGUACCCGUGGGGUGUUGUGCAGGUUGAGAACGAGAAUCACUGUGAUUUUGUUAAGUUACGAGAGAUGCUGAUCUGUGUGAACAUGGAGGAUCUCCGAGAACAGACACACACACGACACUAUGAGCUCUACAGACGCUGUAAGCUAGAGGAGAUGGGCUUCAAAGAUACUGACCCCGAAUCCAAACCUGUCAGUCUGCAGCAGACGUAUGAGGCAAAGCGUCUGGAGUUUCUGGGUGAGCUGCAGAGACGAGAGGAAGAAAUGAGACAGACCUUCGUCCAGAGAGUAAAAGAGAAAGAGGCGGAGCUUAAAGAUGCUGAGAGAGAGCUACAGGGGAAGUUUGAGCAGUUAAAGCGACUGCAUGCAGAGGAGAAGAGCGCUCUGGAGGAGAAGCGCAGGACUCUGGAGGAGGAGAUGGGCGUCUUUCACAAACGCAAGGCUGCCACGGAGCUGCUCCAGGCACAGGCCUUUAACCCCAGCGCCAACAACAAGAAAGACAAAGAUCGCAAGAAUUCUGGAUUCAUGUGAUCGGACACGAGCCAGAUGAACUUAAGGGAUCUUGGAAUUGUUAGGAUUCAUAAACGCAAUGUUUAUGCACAGCAGUGUUAUAUAUAUCAUGUUUUAAGUUGAUCUUGCAUUCAGUUGUUUCUUUCUUUAAAUAUAAAGUAAAUAAUUGACCGUAAGACACACCAGCAUAUGUUUUGUGUUUACUGUAAGCUGUUUGUAUGGUACUGUAUGUAAAGACAGUGAGAGCGCGCACACACAGUCAUUUAAGUGUGUUGAUGUAGUGAAUUAUCAAACACAAUGCUCUGGUGAGAAAAUGUUGAUCUAUUGUUUUUCUUUUAUUGGGUGGAUUUUUCUACUGGUUGAGGAGGGAUAUAAACAUCAAAAUGAUACCAAUUUACUAUAAACAAAUGUUUACCUUUAUCACAUUAAUCUUUUACAUUUUAUACUCAUGUUACAUGUAUUUAAACGGUGUUAUUUUGGGUGAUGUUUAACCAAAUAAACAUAUUUUUCUGCUAA
Molecule: messenger RNA, 1870 nt
Organism: Triplophysa rosa
Lineage: Eukaryota; Metazoa; Chordata; Actinopteri; Cypriniformes; Nemacheilidae
Gene: septin10
Product: septin 10
Exons: 10
Coding region: 86-1375 (429 amino acids)
Biological process (GO): cytoskeleton-dependent cytokinesis
Cellular component (GO): cell division site; septin ring; microtubule cytoskeleton
Molecular function (GO): GTPase activity; GTP binding; molecular adaptor activity
Source: RefSeq, a predicted model, not a curated record